CGGCGAUCUCCCGCUCAUCCCGACUCGCCUUCAACGUCACAGCCGAUUGCGUGCUGUCGCCGUGGCAGAGAUAUCUAUCAUCUGCAGCUCCACUCGCCCCUUUUCACGGUGCUUUGGGGCUCUUUGGUGAUUCUCGCCGGCCAUGGCGCAAUUGCUCGGGGGCAACGGUUAAUCAUCUCUGUGCUUCUGCGGGUUCUAUAUCUAUGUCGGCUCCGUCGAGCCUCGAUGCUGUACAUAGCAAUCUUUGCGCAAAAUGGCCCCCUCCUUGGUGGACCCAAUUGCUCCUCCAUCUGUGGAAGACAUACCCGUUUCCAAGGCGAAUCCCAUUGCAGGAAAGCAGCCUGUUGAGGACAAUAAGUUCGGAUAUGAGCCAGGCCGCACCCUCGUCGAACGCCAUGAGAACUAUGCGUAUGAAGAUAUGCUGCCGUCCUUCCCAGACUUGCACUGGGAACCCCUAGGGCACAUCCCAUACAAGGACAAGGGGCUUCGUGGAGACCCCAAAUUCCGCAACUUGCUUCGUGAUGCAACUGCCGUUUUCGAUUACACUCCCAAAAUUGGGACAGAGGUUCAUGGCGUUAAUCUGGCCAAGCUCACGGAUGCCCAGAAGGAUGAUCUGGCGCUCUUGAUUGCCAUCCGUGGUGUUGUCUUCUUCCGUCAGCAGGAUGAUUUUGAUAUCGAUGCGCAACGAGAGUUGGGGGGGUACUAUGGGCAGCUACACAAGCAUGCCACAACUGCUGUUCCACGAAGGAAAGAUCUGACUGACGUGCACGUCGUGUAUACGGCGGACAAUUCGCAAGAUCAGAGAGCACUGUUCACGCCCAGCUUUCUAUGGCACUCUGAUGUGACGUAUGAAGUCCAGCCGCCAUCGUACACCUCUUUGAAAGUUCUCACCGGACCUGGCCGUGGCGGCGGCGGCGAUACACUCUGGUCGUCCCAGUAUGCUGCUUACGACGCUCUCUCUUCUCACAUGCAGACAUACCUCAAAGGCCUAACCGCCCUGCACUCAGCUGAAAUGCAGGCGGCCGACUCCCGGGCCAUAGGUCGACCAGUCCGUCGUGAGCCGGUUACAACAGAACAUCCUCUGAUCCGAACAAAUCCAGUGACUGGCUGGAACAGUCUCUUCUUCAACCCGGGUUUCGUGACCAAGAUCGUCGGGGUCCCAAAGAUAGAAAGCGAUGCCAUCAUCAAAUACCUCACUGAGGUCGUCACCACGACACCUGAGAUGCACGCACGAUUCCAAUGGGGCAAGAACGAUGUGGCUUUCUGGGACAACCGUUCGACUAAUCACUCGGCUUCGUACGGUUUUGCUCCCCACCGCCGCCAUGCGGUUCGCGUUGCAAGCCAAGCGGAACGUCCUUAUUUGGAUCCUGCAGGCAAAUCCCAGGAGGAGGAGCUUGCCGUCCGUUACAAUCUUCCGCUCGUCGACAAGAACGGGGCCCGUCAGUCGAACUAUAACGAUUAAUGUCGUGCUGGGAACGACCCUGUUUUACUGAAAAGAAGCGUACAUUUUUAGUUUAAUGAAUGGAACGAAUUAAUACAGAA
Molecule: messenger RNA, 1542 nt
Organism: Monascus purpureus
Lineage: Eukaryota; Fungi; Ascomycota; Eurotiomycetes; Eurotiales; Aspergillaceae
Source: the annotation of a GenBank genome assembly